Penicillium paradoxum is the source of this 1785-nucleotide messenger RNA. RefSeq lists its product as uncharacterized. The transcript has 2 exons. Lineage: Eukaryota; Fungi; Ascomycota; Eurotiomycetes; Eurotiales; Aspergillaceae. The coding region runs from base 1 to 1785 and encodes 594 amino acids. The record is from RefSeq and is a predicted model, not a curated record.
AUGCCGACCGGCGUCUCACACCGUCCACGGGAUAACACAGACUGGAUGAAUUCCUCAUCCAAUGGACAGUACUGGCUCAUGACUCCCACAUCUGACGAUCGCAUCAUGCAUGUCCCACCAACAGUGAAACUCGACUCAACAGUACACCUUCCUGAUAGCACUGAUACACAAGAAACCCAAAACCCCGCUAAGCUUCGCCGGCGAGCCUCACAAGGAUCUCUUCGUACAAGACCGUCACCCGUGUCCCGAUUUCUCUCUAAGAGUAGUGUUGCUGUGAACUUUCAGUCGUGGGAUCAACGCGGUUCCUCGCCCGGAUCGCCGUAUCGACUAGAGUCUCGUACUCGGUCGGCAGACUCUCGUCUUCGUCUUUCAACCACUGUGUCUCGCGGGCCGAGACCUUUAUCUGCUUCGCCGGCUUGGAGCACUCCCUCCUAUCAGUCUGACUACCCCGCUACCUUACCCCCAACACCACCAGAGGAAGAUCUCCACGUUGCGUGGAAUCCCAAGUCUGAAAUGCUAUUGUUCGAUGCUCACUCCCAUCACCCAGGCCCUAUGGCCAUGAUGGACCACAACCCGAGCGUGGACAACUCUUCUGCAACUGGUGCUUCAGAUACAUUCAGCAAUCCAUCGGAUGGGUCGUCUCACAGGUCCUCUAGCUCUGGAGGCAGCCCUGGACCUCGGGACGAAAUGGACUGCCAGCAGGAUAUAGGUUCAUGGCUGGAUCAUGGCAUCAAUUUGACUGCGUCAUCCCUUGCUCUCUCCAAACCACGAGGCGAAGCCGUAAAAAUCGUCUCUCAGACUCUUCCAUAUCCCAGAACAUCGGAUCAGUCGGUAUCGUCACCUCAACCCGACAGUGUCUUCGCUUCCAUCGUUCAGGCUGUUCACAACCACUUGCAACCUGGCCAAUCCCCCUAUAUCAACGUCACGCAUGCCGUACCAGAGCAAUUCAGCCUUUCGAACCUGCCCCAUUCUCCUCCUACCACUCCUCGCUCUCCGACUGCCGCCGAGGAUUAUUUCAACACAACGGUUUUCUCAAGUGCAGCAGUUGUAGGUGCUUACCAUGAUUACCAUGGGCCUCUUCAAGGACAUAUGGCCCACGCCCCGAUGCCUAUUGUCCCCCCUCACAGCGUUCACAUCUCGGUCCUCGAGCGAUAUCUUCCCCCAUCCUCGGCCCAAGAAUACCGUGACCUGUUCUGUCACACCCGCCCGUCUUUUCUUGUUGACCGCCUGAGCGAACUAUCUCCAAAUGGUGGUUCUCUCCUUUUCGUGUACCCGACCAAAAAGGGUGCCUCUACCUUCAAGUCCCAGUACUUGGGCCCCAUCCUCGACCCUCUCCUCCGUCAACUUGUUGUGGUGAAUGAAUUGUCUGCAGAUGUGGGUCGUGUUCUCGGCAAGCUCUCGACAGUCUCUCAAAUGGACGAUUUCGCCACUAUGAAAGCCAACCUUGUGGCACUCUGCGAAGCGUUAAGCGAUAGUGACUCCUCUUCCCAAUUCCAGGUCACCGAUGCAGGACGUGGCAGCACACACCUCGAUCGUGGUCUCUGGGCUGAAUGGUUCAUCCACCAAGAGAAGGCCCGCAUGAAGGCGGCCCUCAGCCUUUACUGGCAGAACAGCCGCCGCAUGCACAAGAAUAUGAGUUCGGGCAUGAUGUGCAACAAGGAAGUCACAUCCUCCGGGCUCCUGAGUGAGAUCUGCGACGGCAUCCGCAAGCGACGAUACGGUGAGGACAAUGAGCCUCACGACGGUAUUGAGCUUGGUGUCUUUGUGAUUCGUCGAACAAAUUAG